AUGGUGGUGACCAUUGCUUCCGUGGACAUCGUCUAUGUCAUCUCUUCUAUGGAGGUCUCGCGGCCGGAGAUGCUCCGGGCGACGCCGGCCUACCGGGUUCUGCAGGGCUGCGGCCAGGUGCUCCGGGAGAAGGGGAUGCCAAGCGCAAGAUGCUACUACGACUUGAGCUACGAGGUUCCCGAGAUUGACGAGUUCUGGUCUCACAGCUGGCACGGGGAAGCCCAUCGCAAGAUUCUCUUGCUCCUGCUGCUCAAGAAAGGGCCGGCAGCCGUGCUGGUGGGCACCAUGGGUGCGCUGGUGAUGAUGCUCUUGCAAGUUGCGGACGUCAUUCCCGGCUUCUACAAGAAGCCCCCGCUUCUGGGAACGGGCGUGGCCUACGAAUUCGGGCCUUACUCGCUGCUGGUGGGGAUCGGGCUCUGCUGUCUUACGUUGCUGCUCUGGCGUCCGCGGCAGGCCGUCUUUCUGGAUCAGAUCUGUAUCCACCAGCAUGAUGGCACCCUGAAGAUGGAGGGCAUCCUGAACAUCGGGGCGAUCAUGAAGAAGUCGCGCUCCCUCCUGGUGCUUUGGGACCAGACCUACGUGGAGAGGCUUUGGUGCAUCUUUGAACUGGCGGCUUUCCUGAAGGGCCACGAAAGUGAGGAGGCUGAGAUUGUGGUGAGGCCCACGUUCCUGGCCCCAUGGACGUGCUACCUCUUUGCAAGUUGGUGCGUAUUCUCAUCCUUCGACCUGCUCGUGCCCUACGUGAGCAUGAUCCCCGUCAUCAUCAAGUUCGUCCUCAUCGUUCCUGCGAGCUGCUUCUUGACGGGGAUGUUCUGCCGCUACUACCGAGCCAUCCAGCACAUGCAGGAUCAGCUGCGCGGUUUCCGCGCAGAGGACGCAAAGUGCCUGUGCUGCAGUCUCGGCCAUGACGAGAACGAGGCCCGGCUUUGUGACCGAAGAGUUGUGCUGGACUGCAUCAGGACAUGGUUCGGCUCGGUGUCUUCCUUUGAAACUUCUGUGCAGAGCAUCGUGUCUGUCGCUCUUUCCCGUCGUCUUGGGAUGCUUCCCUUCACGUACAGGUGGCUACUUCUCGCCGAGGCUCCAUGCAUUUGGGGUCAUUUCGACAUGAUCGCAGGGAGGCUGAGAUAUGGCGACUACUACUGGGCCUCUGUCGUCGCGAUCAUCGCCCUGGCGUGGUGGUUGGCAGCAGGGCCGACGUUGUUUGCCCUGCCUGCCCUUGUCGCAGAUGGCUUGCUCCGGAAAGGAGACCUCUCCUGGCGCGACAUCGGCAUCACGCUGUGCGGCUCCUCAUUGCUGGUGAUGGUCUCCGUGGCGACAGUGGCCUUCCAAUAUGUGUGCGUUCAGUGUUUUCCCAGCCCGUUGCUGGGCGCCUUGUGCUUCGCUACAACCGUCCUGAUGGUAGCGCUCUGUGUCUGGUGCCCCCGAUCGAAAAAGGCGCCUGAGUCGGACGAGGAGACGACGGAAAGUGAGGAGUCUUGUGACACCUAG
Messenger RNA from Symbiodinium natans, 1488 nucleotides. The record is from the annotation of a GenBank genome assembly. Lineage: Eukaryota; Dinophyceae; Suessiales; Symbiodiniaceae.